AUGGAGCAUAUUACAACUGUAGAUAAGAACAGCGGUGUAAAUAACUUAACAUCUUUUAGUAAUCAAAAACAGAAUUAUAAUACUAGCAUAAGAAAUGAUGAUAUAUAUUCAAAGAACGAUUUAUUCUACUCAUUUCACAAAAAAUUUAAUGAAAUUUUUGAAUUCAUAAAAUAUACAAAUGAAAAUAAAAAAGAUUUAGAAGAUGAAAUUGAUGAAAAUUUAAUAAAAACAUUAUAUAAUUUAUGUCAAGAAAUUUUAAAUUAUAUUAAUCAUAUAAAUGAUUUUGGUAAUAUGAACUUAUGUAAUAAUGACCAAGAAUUAAUUAUUGAAUCGUAUGAAAAUUUUGUUCGUCAUUGCAAACAGUACAAUGAUAAACUUCAAGUAAAGCAGUUAGAAAAUGAAAUUUCAAAUUUAUUAGAUCUACUCUUUAAUAAUACAUCAGAAGCUGUAAAUAUAUUGUUCUCAGCUAAUUCCUUUUUUGUCGAUCAUGUAGAAAACUUAAAAAUAAAGUUGACGGAAAGGAAUCAAAAAAUAGAGUUUGAGAAUGAAAGGUUGAAAAAAUUAGAAUUAGAAGCAAAAGUUGAGGAGUAUGAUGCAAUUUUUGACAAGAAUAAGGAAAAGAACAACGAAAUGGAUGAAACAUUGAAAAAACUUAAAAAGGAAAUCAACAAGUUAAGAGAAAAAAUAGAAAAAUACGACAACUACAUGAAAAAGAAAAGAAAGGAAAUAGACAUAAAUUUUUCAGACACAUUAGACUGCAAAGAGAGAAUUAAAUUAUUAGAGGAAAAUAUAAAAUCAGCAGAUAGGAAUAUGAAAACUACCCAGUUGUCACCACUUAAGAUAAUAGAGAAAACGGAUGAUUUUAUUAUUCUCGAAUUUACGACAAUACGUAAUGUAAUGCAAUUCAAAGUAAACAGUUAUCAUUCAGAAAAUGUCCAAGUAGAAAUAAAUCCGUGUGAUCAAAAUAUUUUAUCUUAUAUAAAUGAAAAUAUAAAAAAAUGCAAAGAUAUAUCUGAGAUUACAUAUUUAAUUAAAGAGGCAAUAUACUUAAAUUUUCUGGACAUUUGA
Messenger RNA from Plasmodium malariae, 1068 nucleotides. Its product is annotated as conserved Plasmodium protein, unknown function. Lineage: Eukaryota; Apicomplexa; Aconoidasida; Haemosporida; Plasmodiidae. The record is from RefSeq and is a predicted model, not a curated record. The transcript has 8 exons. Bases 1 to 1068 code for a protein of 355 amino acids.